Molecule: messenger RNA, 1041 nt
Organism: Nezara viridula (southern green stink bug)
Lineage: Eukaryota; Metazoa; Arthropoda; Insecta; Hemiptera; Pentatomidae
Source: the annotation of a GenBank genome assembly
AUGGCAGGCACGAUGGGAUUAAAAUUACCUCUUGAAGUGCUGAAAGAGGCUCAACACUCAGUUCUCUUGGACACGGCACGUAUUGCAUCGCAAGGCGUCUUGAAUCCGACAUCUAUCCACAUAUCACAGAAACAAUUGAAAGUAGCAGAUCGUUUUUAUCCGCAAUUGAUUGCCGACCCGAAUUGCGGACGGCCUCAAGUGAACAGGGCUUUAAGAUGGAGCAGCGGAAUAGAAGGUCAUGAUGUUUUUCCUGGUACUAACAUCUCUUCGUCUGCAACUGGGCGAAGGUUAGAUUCUGGGACACACCUAACGCCGACGGUGAAGAGAUACCUUGCAUAUAAAAUACAACAUAAUGGGCGUUAUCACAAACCUCCGAAUCCGGUUCCACAAGGGUUGACGGAUGCAAAUGGCAAUGCUUAUAACCCAACAACAGCGCAGGGACAAAAGUCUUAUCCAAAUACAUGUGAAUUAUCAGACGCUACUAAUUAUAGUAUGGAAGUUACCAGACCUAUUGGAGAGCUACCCCCAGGGAGAUUUGUAAAUUCUUUAGGUGAAUAUUACAGUAAAGCUGUUGAUGCUUAUGGAAACAUUCAAUAUCAGCAGGAGAUUCGUCUACCAUGGGAUUUGCAGAGGCCUAGAGGGUUCUUCAGGCCAGCCACAUUGGAUGAAGCAGCAGGGCCGAGUCGAAUUCGUAAAUGCGUGAUGUGUGAUUACCCAGUUGACAAAGAAAGAGCCAAAACCCGCGACAUUCGCUAUUGCCCUGACUGCUACUAUUAUUUUUAUGGCUGGAAGAUAACUGAAGAAUGGGCAUAGUAAAGGUGGGCUCACCCAGCCCUCUCAUUAUUCUUUUAAUUUUAAUAUUUUAUAAUUCGCCUUAUAUCGCUUUAAUAAUUUGACUGAUUGAUGUUUGAACAAUCACAUAAAAUAUGUUUUUAGUUUUACAGUUUGUUAUUAUAGGUAUAUAUGAAUAUCUACUCUGAUGCAAAGUUAAUUGGUUUCAAAUCUUAGGUAUCGUUGCAUAUAUAUAUGCAUAUAUAUAUA